UUGAGCAUUUUUUAGGAGCAGUGGGCUGCUGUAAAACGUCCAGGGAGCAACGUGUCUCGCUCAAGGACACUUCUGACAUGCAGACAGUAGGAAAUGAGGAUUGAACCCGUUCAACUCUACGAGCUACAGCCGGCUAUUGAUGAUUCAAACAUUUUGGACACAUGCAGAGGGAAUGUAUGUCUAUAUUAACAAUAAUGACAUCUAUUUUGAUGUCUACAUAUGUCUCUAAUACAGACUGAGAAAAUACAUUCUUACUCACUGAAUGUGCAAAGAGACAAUGUGUGUAGUUGUGUGUGUUGGGUGGUGUUGUCAGAGACCCUUGAUACUCUCUCUCUCUCUCUCUCCCUCUUUAUCUCUAGAUUUCUCCACCCCUCUCUCUCUCUCUCUCUCUCUCUCUCUCUCUCUCUGUUUUCCUCCCCACCCCGCUCUCAUUCCAUCAGGUCCUCACAACACACACCACAGCCUCCAAACGCCUCAUCUCCUCCAGCAGAGCCAGAGGAUCAGAGGGAGGGAGAGUAGAAGUGACGGGAGAACAACAGCAGCAUCACUGACAAGCAUCUCCCUCACUGGGGGAGAGAGGGAGGUGGGGAGAGGAGAAGUGGAGAGAGAGAGGAGAAAAGAAAAGAGGAGAGAGAGAGAGAGAGAGAGAGAGAGAGCAAACCAGUGAGGGAAAUAAGUUUUCAGUUGGAGGGAGGACAAGCGAGGGAGAGUUUGGAGUGAGAGAGCUUGGUGGGUGGCAGUGGGGGGAUUCAUUUUCCUUUUUCUUUUCUCGGCUGUGAGCGCCGCCUGCCACCUCUCUUCUCCUUCUCCCCCUCCUCCUCCUCCUCCUCCUCCUCUUCUUCCUCCUCUCCGCUCCUCUUCUCAUCCCAAAUCUCCUCUCCCAGCUCCCGCCGUGGGGUCUCAGCUCUCCAUCUCCCUCCCCCCCUCCCUCGCUCCCUAUCUCCCCCGGGCGCUGCUGGGAGCCUCCGGGCUGCUGCGCCGCAGGAGGAUGUCUCGCAGGGAGUCUCCGCCGCCGCCCUCGCCACCUCCGCAGCUGCUGGGAGUGCGGAGAGGAGAGGUGGACUGCGAGGAUCGUCCGGAGCGCGCCGAGCCGCUGUCCGACGCCGAGAGGGAGGUCAUCCAGGACACGUGGGGGCACGUCUACAAGAACUGCGAGGACGUGGGGGUCUCUGUGCUCAUAAGGUUCUUUAUCAACUUCCCAUCGGCCAAACAGUACUUCAGCCAGUUCCAGGACAUGGAGGACCCAGAGGAGAUGGAGCGAAGCAGCCAACUUCGGCACCAUGCCCGCAGGGUGAUGAAUGCCCUCAACACUGUGGUGGAGAACCUCCAUGACCCAGAGAAGGUGUCGUCAGUGCUGGCCCUGGUGGGAAAGGCCCAUGCUAUCAAACACAAGGUGGAACCCAUGUACUUCAAGAUCCUGAGCGGCGUGAUACUGGAGGUGUUGGCUGAAGAUUUCCCAGAGUUCUUCACGGCAGAGGUGCAGAUGGUGUGGACCAAACUGAUGGGGGCGGUGUACUGGCAUGUGACGGGGGCCUACACAGAGGUGGGCUGGCUCAAGGUCUCCAGCUCGGCGGUGUGAAGAGUCUGGAAGAAGAUGGCGAGCAGUUCUGUGAGGAUGGUUUCACAGACAUGGAUGAGAUUAACGUGGUAAUCCGUGCAACUCUGUACUUUAUUUUGGUGGCAUUUUGGGUGCUAAGCCUUCAUUGCUGUGGUGUUUCUACAUCACACUUCCCAGAGAUCACUUGGACACCAAACAAUGUAGCCAGACAACAUUUUCCUUUUCUUCUUAUGAAGUUUUAGCCAGUGUAAGUGGCACUUUGGUCUGUGUUUUUAGCCACGGAAACUAUCACUGCUAAUGCUAUCUAUCCAGUUCUUCUACUGUUUAUUCCAAACAAACUACUGUUGCUGCCAAAAGCGUACAACACAUCAUUAAUUGAUCCUUCGCUAAACCCUGCCCCCCUUAGUUACUGUUGCUAGGCCUGCAAAGCUUUCCAAUCUAGUCACAUCUAAAGUUUAAGAUGCCUUCACACGAUGAGAAAUUUGCUCUUUGCGCACCGUAUAUAUCAUAUAAUAUGUCGUUGAAAAGUGCACAAGGAAGCCGAGGUCCAAGUUGGAAUAAUUUGAACUUUGAGCACAGCGCUCAGUGGAAAAUUUUGAGCGGUGCACCACGCCAAGGGUACCUCUUCCGCCUAGUCGGGCGGCAUCGUUCUCCCCAUCGGAAAACAUUGGCACAGCCCCCGUAAAGCGAUUUUACCAUUGAUCAUGUGUGGGCAGCUUCACAAUGUUAAUGGUGUCAGAUUUACCGCUCACAAUUCUUGGUAAUUUUUGAAACUCCUUGAUUUCAGACAGAGUUAGGUUUCUCAUUGUUAGCUGAACACUGUCGAUUUUGCCACCCGUAAUAACAACUGUUGCUAGCAGCAUUUUAUCAACUAUCACUAGCUAACGUUAGCCAAUUAAUGUUAGCUAAGUAAGUUAUUUAAUAACGCUGUUUCCAACCAAUUUGUUUUAACAAAAACCUUGUAAAAGGAUCUUAAAUAUGUACUUGAACGCUACAUUACAGUUACAUCAUAUUAUGCUAAAAGGCUAAAGUUGUGAAAAAUGUCCUAAGUAGCAUCUUCACCAUGAAACAUGUAGAAUACAUGAAAACAAAGGAGCAGUAUUGUUCUUAUAUUGCAGCACAGCUAGAUAUAUAUUAGUUCUAGCAUAAUGGUAUAGCUACAAUAUGAUAAAGAAAAAUGUGAGGAAAACAUACUGUAUUAUAGUACAGCAUUAUAAGGGAAAUGGAAAAGGUGCUGGGGUAGGUUCUAUGUAAUAAGCUAAUUAGCCAAACAUGCUCACAUUUGCAGCUUAGGUUAGAGCCAUAGACUGUAUAUAUAGAUGGACGACGCGUCUCCUCUUCCUCCAACUGGACAGAAGUGAAGCCAAAACAAAGAACGUAUAUAAAAAAGAAGUUAAAGUGAAUUGUUUGUUCUAUUGCGACAUCAGCAGCCAGCAGCAAAGCUACGGUUCCGCCAUUUUGGACUGAAAGCGACUACCGGAUGCCAGUAAAACGUCAGCCUAAAAAGUGCCGCACAAAAGUAAAACAAAAUUAUUUGUAUUCUAUUGUCCUAUUCAACCGAAAUGUGUGUUGAAAAAUAAAUUAUUACAAAUAUGAUAAGCGAUUUCAGUCCAAGACGGCGGCAGCGGCUGUUGUCAAAAAAAAGAAACAGAGUUUCGUCUCUUUGCUUUUUUACUCUUUGGCCAAAAUAUCCCGGAUGCUGGAGCUGUCAUCUUGAGAUUUUGAGGUCAUUUGGAGUAACACUUGAGAAUACAUCAGCGUGAUUUAGUUGAUGUGUACUUUGAUUAUUUAAUUUGGCCCAUGUCCCAUCAGCUAACAUGGAGG
Messenger RNA from Sebastes umbrosus (honeycomb rockfish), 3382 nucleotides. RefSeq names its product cytoglobin 2 (gene cygb2). The record is from RefSeq and is a predicted model, not a curated record. Lineage: Eukaryota; Metazoa; Chordata; Actinopteri; Perciformes; Sebastidae. Gene Ontology annotation, biological process: oxygen transport. Bases 989 to 1579 code for a protein of 196 amino acids. The transcript has 3 exons. Gene Ontology annotation, molecular function: iron ion binding; heme binding; oxygen binding.